UCCGCACCUUCGGCUCCUCCGCGGCGCUCGGCCGGGACUUGGCUUUCUCCCGCUCAGCACCGACAAGGCCGCACUUUCGGGGUGCGACGCCGACGGAACUCAACUCUGCGGCCGCCGUGGGGCCGGGGAGCGCUCGGUCAGAGCACGUUUCCGGUGUUUCUAUGGCGAUCGGCCGCCGCGGCCAGGCCGCUCUUCCGGCUCUAGCCGGAGGGGGAACUAAAGUCGCCGAGGCUCGGGCGGCGGGGCAGCGAGGAAGGUCAGAGCAGCAGCUCGCUUCCGGCGUGGCCCGAGGCGCGGGGGAUGAGGCGGGGCCUGCGCUGUCAAUCUCUGGGCCGCGCUCCCGCGCGCUCCCCGCGGGGCUGGCACUGGCGCGCGGCGGCGGAGGCCGGGAAGGCGGUCGGGAGCCCCAGCAAAACUCGUCUGUGGUGGCAGUCAAGAUGGCAGUGGCUGCUUGGGAGACACAGAGGACUUCUGGGAGCCCGACACAUUCCAGUUUUUGCUAUGAGACUCAUGGUGCUCACUGGAGGAAACUGUCUGUAGAUAGUUGCCAGUGUUCCAGGACUGGGAAGGGUGAGAUGCUGAAAGGCCUCGUCCUCAACUGGAGAUCUCGGCACCGAGGAGCCCCGCAAAGGGGGCCUAGGCCCACCGCUGGACCGGCUCCGACGCACGCACCCCUCGAGCCUCCUUCGGGCCCGGGGUCUUUAGACAAGCUCCCCGCCCAGACUCUGCUCCCGCCUCAGACAGGAUCGAACAGGAGCUCUCCGCCUGCACCGUAGGCCGCGCCUCCCGGCUCAGACCCGACUUCUCUCUCCGUCCUUGCCUUGCCCCCGGGAUGCUCUCCCCAGACUCUGCGUCCUCCUCGGGACUCCCGCGACGAGGCUGUGUUUGUCUGACAGGAUUCCCCACGGCUCACAGGCCUCGCUCUCCGCGUCGGACGGAAUUCUCCCGCGACAUUCAGCCUGGACCCCCUCCGCCCCCGCCCCGAUCCCGAGUCCCGCUGAGGCAGGACUCCUCCCUCGGAUAGGACCCUCCCCACCCAGACUCUGCUUUCCCCUCCUGCGGGAUUUCCCGUCCCGCUCCGCACCCCUCGCCCCAAGUCGGCUUCGUGCCGUAGAAUUGCCCCGCUGUGGGGGGUUCAUUCCGUUGCGCUCUUGGAAAAGCAGCUGCCUAAAAGAUGGGCAGGGGUCGUUUGUGGGGCCGCGGGACUCGCUGCUCUGGACCCCUUGGAAUCUCUGCUUUGGGCAGGUUUCAGUGUUUGCCAUGUUAAACAAUAAAACGGUUAAAACCCAAAAGUCAUCCACUUGGCUCAGAAGGGGACUUUCUCCUGGGACUGGGACCCCGCCGCCCCCUUCGCUCUCAACCCCGCCUCUCCCCAGCACGGCUGGGCGCGGCGACCGGAGACUUCUCCGGGCUUGGCCUAAGGGGCGGGAACUGAGGUGGCGGCGGGGACGGCCAAAUCGCCUGCGCAGUACCGCGGCCAGGGGCUGCGGCUGGAGGGGGCGCCAGAGCG
Messenger RNA from Lutra lutra (Eurasian river otter), 1510 nucleotides. RefSeq lists its product as uncharacterized. The record is from RefSeq and is a predicted model, not a curated record. The transcript has 4 exons. NCBI's taxonomy places the organism in Eukaryota, Metazoa, Chordata, Mammalia, Carnivora, Mustelidae. Bases 162 to 776 code for a protein of 204 amino acids.